Ustilaginoidea virens is the source of this 270-nucleotide messenger RNA. RefSeq lists its product as uncharacterized. The transcript has 2 exons. The coding region runs from base 1 to 270 and encodes 89 amino acids. The record is from RefSeq and is a predicted model, not a curated record. Lineage: Eukaryota; Fungi; Ascomycota; Sordariomycetes; Hypocreales; Clavicipitaceae.
AUGCAACAUCUCUCCACAGUCACUUGCAUCUCGGCAACUGCUGCUUUGUAUACUAGCAUCCUCCCGUACUCAGUCUCUCCGGUCCGAAGCCAGCAUAGUCGCAUCACUACACUGCAUGACCCAUCAUCAUCGCUGCCACCACGCCCUGUCAAAGUCACCAAAAUUCGUCUCAUGCGCAUCGUGAUUUGCCGAAUGAGCCGGCCUGCAACGCUCACCUGUAGCACACCACCCUUGGUAGAUAAUUCCAGCGACCAGGGCAAUUUUUGUUGA